Osmerus eperlanus (European smelt) is the source of this 3707-nucleotide messenger RNA. It is a transcript of the gene tmem145, whose product is annotated as transmembrane protein 145. Lineage: Eukaryota; Metazoa; Chordata; Actinopteri; Osmeriformes; Osmeridae. Bases 182 to 1825 code for a protein of 547 amino acids. The transcript is spliced from 16 exons. Gene Ontology annotation, biological process: response to pheromone; G protein-coupled receptor signaling pathway. The record is from RefSeq and is a predicted model, not a curated record.
CGUAUCCGAAAGCGCGCUCACCGCUCAAGUAGGCUAUUGGGGCUACAUUCAUCCUCGAGGGACAAGAGCGCGCCUCCUCUCUGCUUCCAUCUCUUACCCAGGCUCUACCGUUUCCUGCGUUCCUGGGUGAUAGACCAGGGUUGUCCUGAGAACCAGAGUAUCAACAGAGAAGGGGGAUAAGAUGGAGGUUUGCGAGAGACUUUUGUGUUUGGCCGUGGUGUCCAGCGUUUUCGGUUUUGGCUCAGUUCUGGGGAAAUACGUCAGAGGUAUAGUUAAUACCAAAGAGGACUGGGUCUUCCUCACUCGAUUCUGUUUCCUCACUGACUUUGGCCGUCUAGACUUCCGGUUCCGCUACGCAAAGUCACGCUGCUGUCAGAACAUAUUGCUCUACUUUGAUGACAGCACUCAGUGGCCAGCUGUGUACAAGAGGGCGGAUAAGAACUGCUACCAGAAGGAGGCAGUGUUGAGGCCAGAGAACAAUCAGGUCAUCAACCUGACCACCCGCUACACGUGGUCCGGCUGUGUGGUGGAAGGAGAGGGGAAUGAGGAGGUUUUAAGCUGUGUGGGAGGUCGAAGCUUCAGGUCUGUGAGGGAGAGAUGGUGGUACAUCGCUCUCAGCAAGUGCGGGGGGGAUGGCUUGCAGCUGGAAUACGAGAUGAAGCUGACUAACGGCCAGUCUUUCUGGACCCAGCAUUUCUCUGCAGAUGAGUUUGGGAUUCUGGAGACCGACAUCACCUUCCUGGUCAUCUUCAGCGCAGUGUUUCUCCUCUCCUGCUACUUUGCCUAUCAUCUGAAGGGACGGCAGCUUCUCCAUACAACCUAUAAGAUGUUUAUGACUGCGGCAGGUGUAGAGGUUUGCAGCCUGAUGUUUCACUGCAUCUACUGGGGCCUGUAUGCCAGAGAUGGGGUAGGCAAUGGCAGUCUGAAGAUACUGGGGAAGUUACUGUUCUCUGUCAGUUUCUUGGUGUUCCUACUGAUGCUGGUUCUUCUGGGAAAAGGCUUCACUGUCACCAGGGCAAGGAUCAGCCACAGCGGAUCUGUCAAGCUGUCCAUCUACAUGACGGUCUACACCAUCACUUACGUCAUCCUCUUCAUCUACGAAGCUGAGUUCUUUGACCCAGGCGAGGUGCUGUAUGCGUACGACAGUCCAGCAGGGUACGGGCUGAUGGGUCUUCAGUUGCUGGCCUACGUGUGGUUCUGCUACGCCGUUCUGGUGUCUCUCAAACACUACCCCGAGAAACAGCCCUUCUACAUCCCCUUCUUCACUGCAUACACCCUCUGGUUUUUCGCAGUGCCAGUCAUGGCUUUGAUUGCCAACUUUGGCAUACCUCGAUGGGCUCGGGAGAAGAUUGUCAAUGGCAUCCAGCUUGGCAUCCACCUCUACGCCCACAUUGUGUUCCUGGCAAUCACUCGGCCCUCAGCGGCCAAUAAGAACUUCCCGUACCACGUGAGGACGUCCCAGAUAGGCAUCCUUCUGUCCAGUCCGAAAGCGGGGGUGCCUGGAGAGAGCUUCCCCCACCACGCCUACGGCAACAGCUCCUUUCUGGGCGACUCCCAGCCCAACUUCACUGAGCUGUUCUCCAUCCAGUCGGGCCCAGUGAAGACAGUAGAGGAGACGGUGGCCCGGAAGGGACAAGAGGUACCGAGGAACAGCGAGCAAAAGAUCAUCACCACCACGGCCGAUCUGACGUCUGCGCUCCCCCCGGCCCUGCCCCCUGUGCCCCCCCGCCUCUCUUCCCACUCCCCCCCUCCCCCCCCACGACUCCCCUCCUUUACCGAGUACUUCAGCAUGCAGAGCGGGCUCGGGGUGGGGUCGAAGGCAUGAGAUAGACCAAUAGGAAAGGAGGGUUGACAGGGAAAGAGGGCUGAUAUAGAAGGAAGUGUAGGGGGAGGGAAAGAGAGUAACAGUGGGUGAGGAACAAGAUAUGAGUUAGAGUGCUAUGGUUGUAAAAAAAUAUAUAUAUAUAAAAUAAAUAAAAAACAAGAAGCAAUAAAUAUUUGAUGCAGACCUGAGUGAGGCACAAGGGGAGAUGACAAAAUGGGCGUAGACUGAGCAAUAGAGUGAUAGGAAUGCACAAGGGGACUGAACAAAACUCUUAUGAACAUUUUCAUUUAAGAAUUUAUAAGGCAUCGCUGGAAGAGCCAAGGGGGGGUAAGUGUAAAUAGCCGAAGCGAGGGAACAGUACUUGUACUUUAAGUAGUUGCAAAUAUUUCUAUUGCGCAAGGGAUGUUUUUUUCACAUUGUUGAAUUCCAAGUGGUGCUGUGACCAUUGAAAUUCUGCUGCCAUUACACUGUACCAGAGUAUUCACUCCCUUCAUGCGAAGUAAAACUACUUUUUUAUGUUUGACAUAUUUUGAUAACGAAUAGAUAUUUACUCCCUAUAUAGAAUAUGUUAGGUUUGUUUAUAUACUCAUCGGGUUAGACAGGAUUGAUAUUCCGACGUUUAAGUGUACAAUGUCAAGUUUACUGUGGACAUCUCUGAGGUAGUAAAACAAGCAUGUUUGUACUGUACCCACCUGUUUUACACUUGGAAUACUGCACUUCAUGUUACCAUACAAUGUGUGCACUUGUGUGUAUUAACACCACUUUUGUACCACAUACAUACUGUAUGUACAGAACAAACAAUACCUGGCGAAAAAUCACCAACAAUUUGGGGAAAAUCUAUUGUUACAACUCUGCUUUCAUUUGUUGAUGAUUGGAACCGCACAUUACCCAUCUCAGUUCAGUUUUCACUGGACUGAAAACUGCACAGUUCAAACAGUUUGUUGUUAUGACAACGAACUGUUGUUAUAAUCUUUUAACAGUUUGUGAAUGUACUACCGCCUCAGACGAGGACUGAAGUGAUUUGAACUUACUUUAAAGUGCACAUCUUUUAUACACUUUUUUCUUUAGAUUCCAGUGUCCAUCAUCGACAGAUGACUCGCAGACAGCCAGAGGUGAUGCAUUAAACAUUCAUCAUCACCCCCCCAAAUAAAACAAUUGAAAGUCUGUUUCUUUAGGCAACAACCAUAAAUUAAUCUGUACUGCAUGGACACAGGCAGUUUUUACAUGAGCUCCUACAAAUGAAUCAGUCAUGUUUUAGAUACUACAUUCUCUUUGUUCUGCAUUGAAGUCUUAAUGUUCCUCACUGCAGAAUGUCUGUUUCUAAUACGGUUAAAGGGGACAUCUGGGCUGUACUCAUCGAUAACACAUUGCAUUAUAGUCCAGCUGCAUCCAAAAAUGCAAUACCUGUAGAUAUUUUCAUGGAUCUGUCUAUGUAAGAGUUUGGCAUUGUUGCCACUGUAGUCCAUUGUUGCUCAUGGAUUAUUAUAAUUACUUGACUGCAUAGACUGGUGUACUACGUGGACAACUGACUCACAUUCUUCGAAGCUGGUUCCACUCAUUCACAUAUUUUGCAUGACUUAUCUGUCUAAUGUACAUGGAUGACACACAGGUUUACUUCAACAUUAAAGACGUGCACACACACACACACACACACACACACACACACACACACACACACACACACACAUGAUGGAAAGGGAUUGUGUAUGCAUGAAAUGAUAGCACAGCUUCCAGGCAACUCAGAUAGAUAUGGUUAAGAGCACAUCACAGAAGCAUUGUUCAAAAAUAAAUGCAUUUUAUUGGUGUCAAAUAAGGAGAUCCUGAAUACGCUGUACAUAAACUUUUUGCCAAAAAUAAAAUUGGUCCGUUUUGUUAAAGCCUU